Molecule: messenger RNA, 4816 nt
Organism: Cydia pomonella (codling moth)
Lineage: Eukaryota; Metazoa; Arthropoda; Insecta; Lepidoptera; Tortricidae
Exons: 5
Coding region: 128-4693 (1521 amino acids)
Biological process (GO): mitotic spindle assembly checkpoint signaling; endoplasmic reticulum to Golgi vesicle-mediated transport
Cellular component (GO): RZZ complex
Source: RefSeq, a predicted model, not a curated record
CUGUCACUUUUACGUCACAAAUGUCAAAGCACAUUCGAAUUUCAAAAAUCAAAACACUUAACCGAAGUUGUCCGAUCAGCUGUCCGAUACAAAAGAACUACUGUGUUUCGAGAUUAACUCAAACAAAAUGAGUUUAGUAAGUGCUGUGCUACAAGAAGUUGAUUCUACUAAAAUGAAGGAUUUUCAGAAAUAUAGCGACGAAUUAACACCGAGGCUCAAAGACCUCAUCGAACGUGUGGAAAUAUUAUCAUGGACAUUGCAGCAACAUUUCAUCGAUUCUUACCUCAACUACACCACAACGAAAAGCCUGGAGCAAUUGAAUUAUAAGAAUAGAAAAGGAAACAUCGUCAAUGACUACGCCACUAUCACCGAAGAGUUAAAAUCUUUGCGUGAAAAGUACAAUAUUACUGACGAAGAGUUUAAUGAACGUUGUGAAAAAUUGGACAAAUCCAUGGAUGUUUUAAAUGAAUUUUGUAUUGCAGCUGAAGGUAAGCUCGUGUUGCAGGUAGCAAACCAUGAAUUCAGGAGGUACAAUUACUGUGAAGCUAUGUUAGCCAUUAAAAAGCUUCAAGAUCAGAUCCAGCUGUUAAAUUUUAAGGGUGAUGCGGCUAAAGCUCUGUUAAACUUGAUAGCGCAAGCUGAAAAUCAAUUGUCAUUGUAUACUGCUCAAUUGAGUGUGGAAUGGGAAGAUCUAUUCUCAUGGUCAGAAGUCCGUAGUCUCCAUUUCCUUACUUAUUCAUUGUCUGUGCAACAGAGUGAUCCGAUUAUGCUCCAAAAAGUCCUCAGGACUUUAUAUGCUACUAAAAGGUUAAAUGCAGAGUUAGGUCAGUUUUCCCAUUUCUUCAUAGAUCAGUUAUUACACAAUGUAAUAAGGCAUAACUGUGAGAUAUUUACGGAAGACCAUAUUGGUGCUGUUAUCUUCAAUAUUAAAAUAGAUUUGAGUAACAAGUCUAUACCUAACUAUCAGACGAUAUUCAUCAACCUAACAGCUAUCUUUGAGUUUCUGCAGUCUACUCUGGGCUCUCAAUUGGAAGGCGAGCAAAACUUCAUUGAAAUUUUUGCUAAUUCCAUCAGACAAAAAUUCUUCAAUAAAGUAAUUGACGAUUGCAUCAGAAGCAACUUGCCUUCCUGUAACAGCACUUACGAGAACUACACCAACCUUGUAGUGGAGUUGGAUGCGUUCAACAAAUUUUUAAUAGAGUCUAGAUUUGUAGAAGCCUCAAAAUCCCCGCUGAAUAAAUAUAUUGAUGAUACAGAAUGUGUCCUCUACAAUAAGAAAUGUGACAAACUUCUGAAUGAUGUCCGAAGCUUGUUAAGCCAAAGCCUUUCAUACGGAACUGAGGUGGUUGGAACGGAGGUAGUAAAUGAAAAUGAGUCUAUAUUAGAAGUAACGGAAAAGACUGAGAACACAUGGGAUUUGAACAAGCCUGUGUUCCUACCCAAAUGUGUGAUAUCACAAAACGUGAAGAGGAUUUUGAGGAUGAUUUUGGAGCAUUUAGAGGAGAGCAUCAAAUUGCCAGAGAAAUAUAGCACUCAGUUGGUGUCAUACAUCAAGGAUAUAACAGUAAUGUAUCAAAACAUAGUGCCUAAGAAGUUUAAGAUUAAUUUGGAGUGCUGCCCUCUGGAUAUAGCUCUAUUCUUCAACAACUGCUUCUACCUGGCUCACGGGCUCCUAGGCCCCCCAUGGCGCACCAGCCUGCCCGGUCCGCUGGCUGACCACCUGACCACAACUAUGUUGGUGUGCAUCCAGGACCUGAGGGUGCUCGGCAUGGAGAAGAUAUCCCUGUAUCUGCAGAAACAGAAGAAUGUGAUUACUCAGAGUAUUGAGCCCAGUGAACUGUCACCCUGGUCCAAAACCAGCUACGAGCAAUUCGACACAGCAGUAAACAACACUAUCAUCCUCAUGAAGGAUCUCAAAUGCAGCUGGCAUCACAUCCUACCCACUCGGAUGUACGAGCUGGCCAUGUGCACUCUGGUGCAAGCGUUCUGCCAGUCCGUUUUGCAGAGGAUCUUUGCUGACAGCCGGCCGGUUCAGGAGGACUUAGUUUAUAUGCUGGCGAUGAGGCUGCAGGACUCGGUUGAAGAUAUCAGUGCACUUUUUGAGGAGCCGAUCGAACUCGACAAGAAAAUCAACGUAUGGACGAAGUUCACCAAAAUGCCUCAACUCCUCAAAGCCCAGCUACUAGAGACCGCAGACGGAUGGAAGAACAAUAAAGAGCUGGCCCAGAGUUACUCCUGCGAGGAGGUCAGGCAGAUUACGGCAUUCCUGAUCAUAGCGUUAGUGAUCGUCGUCAAUCAAGGUGGCGCGACGGCACAAUAUGACAUCAUCACGGCAGACCAGAUCGCCGACGAGGCCAAGAACCGAGCGGUCACUAUAAUCGACGGCCCCAAGUACGUAGAACCCCUCAAACAACCCACCAAACAACCCACCAAACCGCCGGUGAACCAGACGCAGCCCGAGCAGCGGCCGCCUAGCAAACCACCUCAUCCGGCACCGGAUAAAAAGAAACAGAACUUCGUGGAACCGCCGCUCAGAUCAUUCCAUCCCAUCCGGCCAAACGGUCCGCCCCCGCGUCAAGUCUAUCAAAAACCCGUGAAUUUCAGACAUACCAACUCCUUGUACAGAGUCAUCCCUCUCCACAGAAACUACCACCAUCCCAAGCAUUCCACCCGCCAACCGCUCGUCUUCGCUGCCUCCACCGGCAGACCCGUCCGCGUUCCGCUAACACCUCCCAAGUUCAGUGUACCCAUCGAAACCAUCAACGGCAUACGAGCCGACGAAGUGCGACCACCGAAGGGCUACGAGCGAAACACCACGACAACUACCACCACAACCACGACCACAACGACCACCCAGAAACCUUUGAGGAACAAAAGAAUCUGGCCCAAAAACUACGAGAAAAAGAACUACAUAUUCCACAACAAAACAGCAGGCAUUGCAGGCAACUUCACAAUACAAACGGAACAUUUGAACAGCACAAGCACUAACAGCACAGACCUAGAGAUUGCAUCCGCGACUCACUACCGCUUUCGAUACAUCACCACAAAUAGAACGGCACACUCGACGACGCCGAGUGUCCCGCUCACGAUCACGCGCGGCUACCGCCGGUUCACCAGGGUGCCUAACCACACUUCCACCACCGCUGCCUACGACACUAACUACACCAGAAUUGAGCCUAACGAUUGGGUGCCCAUAAUACCUUCGCAUUACCCUAACAACAAACCCAAAUAUCUUAAUAACAAUAAGCGCCGGCCCAGGCCAAUAUCCAGGCGAUCCGAUGGCGGUGACGUCGAAUUUACAAGUCCCGAUGGAAACCCCGAUAUCAGUGAGAUAAGACCCAAUGAUAGCAAUAAGCGCACAGUUUACUUUCAACCCUUUGGGCUUGUUCCGGUACCGGCGCAGGGUCAGGGACUUGUUAACGGGAGGAAAAAGAUGGUAAUCUUCCGCAAGCGGAAGCGGCCACUGAACAUGCAUGUCUUUCCUGGUUACAGCCCCAAGCCCGGCGUGCUGCCGCACGCCCCGUACGCUCUGGGGGACCUUCACCCUGACGCCAGCCACCAGCCGCACGUCAUCACGAGGAUCAAGCACCACCAUCACCACCACCACCACAGAUACAUCAAAACCGUCGAGAAACCCAUCAAGGUCCCGUAUAAAGUCGAAGUGCCCAAACCUUACCCAGUCACAGUAGAGAAGAAAGUGCCCGUAGCCGUAGAAAAGAUCAAAAUUGUGGAGAAGCCUGUGCCAUACCCGGUGCAAGUGGAGAAGAGAGUGCCCUACCCGGUUCAAGUGCAAGUGCCCCAUCCCGUUCCAUACAAAGUGAUCGAAAAGGAGUAUGUUCCAAAACCUUAUCCGGUAUAUCAUGAAGUCCCAGUGGUGAAACAUGUGGAAGUAAAGGUUCCGGUUCCUCAGCCCGUACCCGGUACGAUAGUAGAAAAAAGGGUGCCCUACCCUGUACAAGUACAGGUACCAGUGCCAGUCUACCAUCCCUACCCGGUUAACGUGACUGUCGAAAAGAAAGUGCCGUAUCCAGUGCCGGUGAGAGUGCUCGUGCCUCAACCGUACCCGGUCGAAACCCGAGUACCCUACCCGGUAGAAGUAAAAGUGAGGGAACCAGUUGAGGUAGUGAAGCACGUGGCGGUCAAAGUGCCGGUCCCGCAACCGUACCCGGUUAAAGUGCCGGUCGCCGUGCCGGUGGAGAAGAGAGUUCCCUAUCCUGUGGAAGUCGAGAAAAAAGUGCCGGUGCCUUAUAAAGUUAUAGUGCCUCAGAAGGUCGAAGUGGAGAAAAAGGUGCCCAUAUAUGUGCCGCGGCCUUACCCGGUGGAGAAAAAACCGGAUAAAGUGUCUUAUCCCGUUGAGGUGCCGGUGUAUAACCAUAACCAGAACCAGCCUACGUACAUAACUCAGCUGAGCCAACCGUUCCAUUACAACUACAUCUCGGAUAUCGGUUCGUAUACGUCGUUCAGCCCGACGAUGACGGGCAACGACGUGUCGAGCACGCCGCACCACGCGGUGACGGUCCACGGGAACACCGGGUUCGCGGGAUUCCAGUCACGUUCAGACAAGACUGAAACGACGUCAGCAGAGAGUUUCGAGUCCACGGAGACCUCCGGCGUGACCACCAUGACGACCAAACAGGCUGACGUGACGAGUGUUACAAGUGCAACCACCCAUGCCACGACGCAAGCUAGUUAAACAGAUUUGUAGUCAUUUUAAUUUAUCGAAGGGACUCUUAAAAUUAAUUUAUUGUUUAAUAAGUCCAUGAAAAUUACAAAUUCUAUUUGUAAAUGAAGAUGACACGCAAUGGGGCUAAUCAGA